UCAGCAUUUCUGUUGCAGACUCCAUAACACCAGUCAGUCCAAAUAACUUCAAAUGACAAUCUUCAAAUUCGAUUGGCAUGCUCCAAGACGCAUGUGUUUUGUUUACGCUUCAAGCUUUUGAAGAGAGCACGAAAUCACCACUAUGCAGCCACUAUGAGCCACUAUGAAUGGCUAUGAAUCACUUAGAUCUGCGUGUAACUAUUAGCUAUUGCAAGUAGAUGAAUGAAGGUGGAUUCGUGCGGUGUAGGAGAAUCGUUCAGUGAACAGCGCAGCACUGUGUUUACAUGUUUUAAUUAGAUGAAUAAGAUAAUUUCAUAAAUUCCGACGUUUGCUGCGGGAAAAGAAGUAUUGAUUUCAGAAAAAUGCGGGUCUGUCAAGCUUGUCGUGUGGCUUACACUGACAAGGAAAUUAGAGUUUUGAAUUUGAAGAUGCACGUCUUCCCCCAAAGAGAUUGGCAACGAAAUUUUCUUCUAUCGUGGCUCUCCUUUUGUGGAAUGCCUCUUCAGACCGUAGAUUUGAAAAAUAAAUUUGUUUGUAGCAUGCACUUUUCUGCUGAAGAUUACUUUCCUGGUGGAAAUCGAAGGCUGCGGUUAGAUGCUGUUCCUCAUCUCUGUCCUCCAUCAGAGCUGGUGGUAGACGGUGACCCAAACAAGAUUAUUGCUACAAAACCCACUCGGAAGAAAAAUUUGUAUGAUCUUGGAAGACGUGAAAUGGUGGAAAAUGUGAAGCGACAGUUGUGCCGCUUGUGUGGGAAGCGAGAGAGCCAACUGAGGCCAAUAUUUGAAAAUUCCUCAGAAGAAGAAAAAGAAGAGAUCAAUUCUUCAAUUGCUACAAAGAUAAAGAUGUAUCUUCCCGUGAAGAUUGAUAAGGCAGAGUCUUUGCCUCUAAAUAUUUGCUCAGUGUGUUCAAAUUUGUUGGACAAAUUUCAUGAAAUAAGCAUUACAUGUGUAGCUGUUGAUAAUAUUCUUCGGAGAAGUUUUGGUGUGGAUCAGACAGAUGCCCUAUUUGAGGAUCCUAAAGAAAGAGCAGACAGAGAAGCUAUGGAAAGUGAAAAGUACAAACAGCACCUUCGGAGGACCGUGUCUUGGGUUGUACAGGAACAUAAUACUCUUGUAGGAGCCAUUACCAAACCCAUGGAGCCAGCACAGCAGUAUUUAUCAAAUUGCAAAGAAGUGGAAGGAAGUGGUUCUGAAUCUGGAUUGAAGCACAAACAGUUCAUUUGUAGUUAUUGUGGUGAAAGUUUUAGAUUCUUCAAACUUCGCACCAAGCACAUAGUCGUGUGUCGUGAGUUACCAGGUGUUUGUGAAGUGUGUGGUAAAGAAUUCCCUCGGAAAGAUCUGAAGAAGCAUAUGAAACAAGCACAUACUCUUCCCAAAAAUUACAUGUGUGACAAAUGUGCCAAGUGUUUCCGGUCCAUGCAAACAUUAGAUUAUCACUCAAAAACACGACAUGAACCUAAACCGGAUAUUAAGCACUUUUGUGAACUGUGUUGUAAAACAUUUUCUACAAAAACUGGUUACGAAACUCAUCUUAAAAACCAUGAAAACGGAAACAUAAAUUUGAUAUUUAGUAUAGAUACAGAUGGUCUUGAUGAUGAUUCAGUUGUGUUUAAAUGUUCUGUGUGUGAAGAGACUUUUGACAAUAAAUUAUCAUUAAUAGUUCACUUGAAUAUUCCAAAGGAAGUAAAAUGUGGUAGAUUUUCAUUGUAUAGGCACACACGUAGAUAUCACAAGACAGACAAACAAAGUGAACCUCAGACUUUGGAGAUUGAAGGUUUCCAAGGAGAUGUUGUAGUUGAAAGUAAUUUGGAUCAAGAUUGUGAAGCAGUUGACAUCAUUACAUAUGAUUUUGAUUCAUUGUGUGAGAAUAUAAUG
Messenger RNA from Gryllus bimaculatus (two-spotted cricket), 1874 nucleotides. The record is from the annotation of a GenBank genome assembly. Lineage: Eukaryota; Metazoa; Arthropoda; Insecta; Orthoptera; Gryllidae.